Messenger RNA from Symbiodinium necroappetens, 949 nucleotides. The record is from the annotation of a GenBank genome assembly. NCBI's taxonomy places the organism in Eukaryota, Dinophyceae, Suessiales, Symbiodiniaceae.
AUGCCCAAGUCCUCGGACACCAGACAUCCCUCCCCGCUGGAACCGGUCAUGCAGGACCAGAAAACCAUGUUCUUCGGAGCAUACGCGCAGGGGCCACUGGCCGGGCUCAGGUCGCAGACACGGCGAUAUCCCAUGGUGAUCCGGCUUCUCAACACGGUCAUUCACACAUUGUGCGGACCCAUCACGCGCUCUACACUUUUUCUCUCCCGCAACAGAGCCAUUGGCUUGCACACGGACCCGAACAACCACCGUGAUGUCCCUAACUACCUCAUCCCCCUGUCAAACUUCGAGGGUGGCCAACUGUUCAUCGAAUCCCAGCACGGGGACUACAGCCUCGAGGAGGACGGCAUGCGGGGCUACGUCCAUGAGACGCUGUCGGAGUCUGCGCAGCAGCUACUCAAGGACCUCGGUCUGAACGGACAGAGGCCACGGCAACUCUGGCAGCGUCGCGACGUGCAUGGCUUCACCGGACAGGACACGGCAUGGAUAGACGUAGCACGGGUGCUGCAAGCCGGGAGCAUUGCUCGCUACCAGAAUCCCGCCAUGGACCAAGAGACCGCUCGUCCCGACGAGAGACCUUUCCUGGUACUGAGCGACAGCACCCUGCAGCAUCUGCUCUUCUCCCGUGGAAAGGGCCAAUCCUACGGGGUGGAGUCAGUCAUGGGCGGCUAUGCGAUCAUCAGUCCAGGAGCGACACUGGUCGCGCCGUACAAAUCGACUCCUCACAACCCCCCGGUUCUGGAAAUACUAGCGUGGCAUUUCAUCCAAGUACUGGAGGCAUCGAGUCGCUCCACUACGACCUUUCCGGUCCAGCACCAGGGACUCAAGCAGUGCCUUGUGGAGGCCUUUCAUCGCCCUGUAAACGUGGGGCUCAUCCCCUUGAGGGAGAGUUUGCCGUCCCACAAACAAGGUGCGUACAACUGGCUGGCCGACGUUCGGGACGAGUAUG